Molecule: messenger RNA, 1788 nt
Organism: Microcebus murinus (gray mouse lemur)
Lineage: Eukaryota; Metazoa; Chordata; Mammalia; Primates; Cheirogaleidae
Product: serine protease 30-like
Biological process (GO): proteolysis
Molecular function (GO): serine-type endopeptidase activity
Source: RefSeq, a predicted model, not a curated record
ACCGGAAGUCCACUGAACGCCCCUCCCCCUCCGAAAACUGCUGAAAACGGACGGGAAGGCGCCUCACGGCGCCUCCUGUCGGCGGAGUCGCCGGCAAAGCCGAAAUGGGGUUUGCGGCGAGGCCACCUGAGCGUCUCCCGGCCGUGGCAGGAUGGGACAGGAGCCCGAGCAGCGUCUAGGAGAGGGUGGGUUCUGCCGGGCACAGCCGGCUCCAGCGUGAUUGCCACUAUUAAUGACCUGCCAACCCCUCCCUUGAUGGCCAUUCGAGGACUCUGAGCCCAGAGCGGCAUCCACAGGGAAAGAGAGCCAUGGGUCCGCGGGCAGGCUCUCUCCUGCUUCUGCUGCUGCAGCUGGCGCCAGGGGCCCGCGGGGAUGAGCUGCCAACAGAGUGCGGCCACUCUUCGAGUGCCGGGACGGCUGUGCAUGGCCAAGACAACCCACUAGCACGUUGGCCAUGGCAGGUUGGCGUGUGGAUGUCCAAAUGGGGGCACAUGUGUGGGGGCACCCUCCUUCACCACAGCUGGGUGCUCUCGGCCGCCCAUUGCUUCCUCAAGUCUUCGGACCCUAAGGCCUACACCGUUAAAAUCGGAGGGCUGACAGUCUCCGCUUUGGAGCCUCACACUUUCAUGGUGUCCGUGGAGAGUCUCUUCCUCCACCCCUCGUACCACAGAAGCAAGCUGUCCAGUGGAGACAUCGCCCUGCUGCACCUGGCCACCCCCGUGCAGCUCUCCCUCUUCACCCCCAUCUGCCUCCCAACACCUCAGGACUCCUUUGCCGUUGGGACCCUUUGCUGGGUAACAGGCUGGGGCUCCAUCCUGCAGAGAGCCCUGUCAACUGUCCUUGAGGAAGUGGCUGUGCCGCUGCUGGACUCGAACAUGUGCGAGCUGUUGUACCAUCUCGGGGAGUCCAACCUGGUGGGGCAGCACCUCAUCAAGGAUGACAUGCUGUGUGCUGGCUUUGUCGAGGGCAGGAAAGAGUCCUGUAAGGGUGACUCCGGGGGACCGCUGGUCUGUGCCGUCAACAACACGUGGAUCCAGGUUGGGAUUGUGAGCUGGGGAUUUGGCUGUAUUUGGGCAUACCGGCCUGGCGUCUACACCCGAGUGUCAUCCUACACAGACUGGAUUAAAAAAACCAUGUCCGAGCAUCAGUCAAGCGCCCCUGACCCCUUGUCAAGCACCUCUGAGUCCGGCCCAGGUGUCCCGGUGUCCCCCCCAGGCACCUCUGAGUCUGGCCCAGGUGUCCCGGAGGCCCCCCCAGGCGCCUCUGAGUCUGGCCUAGGUUUCCCGGGGUCCCCCCCAGGUGCCUCUGAGUCUGCCCCAGGUGGCCCAGUGCACCCCUCAGGCCCCUCUGAGUCCCACCCAGGUGCCUCAGAGUCCCACCCAGGUGCCUCAGAGUCCCACCCAGGUGCCUCGGAGUCCCACCCAGGUGCCUCGGAGUCCCACCCAGGUGCCUCGGAGUCCCAUCCAGGUGCCUCGGAGUCCCACCCAGGUGCCUCGGAGUCCCACCCAGGUGCCUCGGAGUCCCACCCAGGUGCCUCGGAGUCCCACCCAGGUGCCUCGGAGUCCCACCCAGGCGCCUCAGAGUCCCACCCAGGGAGCCCCGAGUCCCACCCAGGGAGCCCCGCGUCCCACCCAGGCUCCACAGGGUCUGCCCCAGGCCCCCCUGGGGCCUGCCCAGCGCUGCUGCCCGUGCUGUGGGCCGUCCCCUCGCUCGGGGUCCCCUGAGCCAAGCCUCCUCCUGGUGGGGUUUGUUGAAUCUAAUAAUAAAAGAUGCAGGUUAUGUAAUUUA